AUGGCCUAAUUUAAUAUGGUCCUUCCAUUUGUUUCGAGGGACGGGAAUAAAACCACGAAAACCCUUAAUCAGGAUAGCCGGUCCCCGGGCCGAGAUUUGAACCAGAGGCACUAUGAAUGCAAAGCGGGGGUGUUAACCGAUCUACCUCGGCAUUUGGUGGACCCUGACAACACCUUCGCUACUACAAAAGAAGAAGAAUGGGUUACAAAGAAGAAGACAGAAUUGACUACGACGCGGCAGAUAGAGACGAGGGUCAAGCGACAAGUGGUGUUGGAAGAUGGGAAGGUUGUCGGAGAUUCGGGGCCCAUCGUCACCACAAACACGACGGAAGACACAGAGACCCAGGAGCACAAGCAGACAGAGCAUCGAACGACAGGAGAUGACCCUCCAGGACCGGACUGGGUCGCAAUACCUGGACCUGGGAAGAAUGUUAAGGAAGUGAAGGAACGCAAAGUGAAGAGCAGGGAGAAGCGAGAAGAACGUGUUGAGACAGAGGACAUCCAGCACUUGGGCGAUCUUACCGAUGAGGCGUACCAGACAGCCGUCCAGAAUCAACUGGACGUACGGGAAGCACUUCUGUCUACAAAUCCUCAACACGACGAGACCAAAGAACUCGUGAGAACGACUCCUAAAGUUGUUCACCAGUCUAGCAAGAGUCACAAGGUCGUUGAUACGGAGGACACCGAUGAGCUGAGUCAGCUGCAUGAAGACGGACGCCUGGUGACUGAAACACGGCGAACCACUGAGCACGAGGAGAUUCGAGACAAAGAGGAGCCCGAUGACGAAAAGGGUGGCCACAGCGAAGAGGAAGAAACCCGACGAGAGAGCUCUCAUCGCUUUGCCAAAACCAAGGACCAGGACCUAGUCGAAUACAUUGCUGACGGCGUCAAAAUCGGCGAAGAGAUGAAAUACGUCGCAGAAAACACAGAGGCAGAACGUCACGGGGAUCCUCCAGACGUGGCGGAUCAUCAGGAAUGGGACAGUUUAUCUACAAGAAUCAGGAGAAUGCGGAGACAAGGGGCGAAGCCUCACCACACGAGAGGAAUCCCUUCAUCUGGAAAUCUGGGUGCUGCCCCACUUCCAAUGGACCGUAAAGACGCCCUGACAAAGAAACCUUUGGACUUCGAUCAAGAAGAAGAAACGAGAAAAGUCGAGACUUCCAAAUGGUUGGAGCAUCAUUUUGGGAGUGAUUCCCGUUCUUCUAAAGAUUCGCUUGACGACGAUGACCUUCCCUCGGGACAACCGGGCGGGAGCACCAGUUACAUCAACGUCACGAUGAUGUCGCGUCCUAUCAACACGACCAGAGUGGCGACUCCAGUGUCUUCCACGCCACCAAAUACUUACACAACCACAGUCAACACAUCUUCCAGGGUAUUUGUAUCACCAGACACGGCUCCUGCGAGCGGAUUCUUCCAGGGAGUAACGGAAUGGUCUGAGCGUCGCAGCGACGUCAAAGAAAGCAGAACAACGUUUUCACCUGCCACACCCCACCGCCCUGACCGCGUUCAGGUGCUCCCCUCCGGUCCAAAUCACACUUUCAAUCAAAAUACCAGAGGAGAAAUAAUUUCACCACAUAGUAGCAAUAACAAUCUUGACAGAGUAUCACCGCACCUAAUCACAAAUCACAUAUCUGACAAAUCCUCGCCAUUUCAGUCAUCGAUACAACACAGCAGCAACAGGACAUCAGCUCACGAGAGUAGCAAUUUCUUAACAAUGGAACGCAAGGCUUCGUCGCAUUAUAAACAGAAUAACGGAAGGCGUUCUCCAUAUCUGCAGAAAACGUCAGACAGAUCAUCUCCAUAUCAGAGUUAUAAUGGUAGCAGUCGGCCGGAAGUGAUAAGAGAAUCUCCUAAUGGAUACCCAAGCAUGGACAGGGCGCCAUCUCCUUACCUCCAGAAAACAAAUCCGAGAACGGAAUUCGCGCUUAACGGAAGAGCAGCUACUCCCUCUCAUGAUGACGAUGACAGAGGACAAUCGCCACAACCGCCAUACAGGAGGCGCCAUGUCGUUCCCGAAAACGAGCAGCACAGCCACCGGUACGAAAGAGAUGACCCGUUCCACCAGCACGAACACAACCAAGAAACGGAGCCACCCCCGGACUACCCGCCGUCUCCAGUGCAGCACACAAACAGGAACUCGCCGUCUCCUUCCCCGUCCCCGUCCCCCCCUCUGGAACAACCGCCGGAGACACGAGGUAGCCCUCCUCCGAACAAGAAGUUGUAUCAGCGUACGCGGUUUGCAGCCGACAUCCCACCCCCUUCCAACCGCCAACGAACUAAGUCCCCCGGACAGAGCGCCACGUCAAUCAUAGGCGAAUCGUUCCGAAAACUCGUCGGCAAGUUCCGAUCUUCGAGUUCCGAAAGGAAAAACAAACGCCACAGCAAGAGAUCAUCGCGUUCGCCGUCUCCGCAUCACCAACACACGAGCUCCACCUAUCAGCAGUACCACGUCAUUGACAACAACAUUCCUUCCGUGGUGGGACCUGGGAAGUCGUCGCGAGUGGGACGGCGUGGAGGCGAGUCGCCGAACGAGGUCGAGCGAGGCGGCGGGGAACCCGAAGGCGGGGAAAGUCAACCGGUCGCUCCACCAAGAACUGCCAGAACUGUUCGAGGCGAGACCGAGAGACGGGAGCGUAGCACGAGGACAGGGCGACAGGCAGCGGGCAUGGACUACCAUCGGCGAGGCACGUCACCUGUGGUGCAGAGGUUCUACCUGGGGGAAGAUCCUUUCGGAGGCAGUAUUUACGGACGCGAAAGAGAGUACGAUGGCGUCACUCCCGUCAAAUCUAGCAGAAGGCAUCAGAAACAGAAUGGACAUCGCAGAGGUAGUCACCCGGGGGAAGAAGAAGACAUGAACAGAACCAAAGCUAGCAGCAACACAUUGGGACGUCUAAGCAAAUCGACGAGUCGACUGGCAGGUGGUGGUUCAUACAGCCCUAAUGGAGACCCGAGUUUGAGUCGAGGUGCGCAGACUUUACCGCGGAAACUUUAUGACGAGAGAGUCAAAAAACAGACGUACAUUCAACGGAACAGCGCCUCAAACGACUCUCACCACUGGGAAUCCAGUCGCCUGAAUCGAGUAAACAAAUCACACCAACCUCACUCCAACAGCAUGAUCAAUGUCUCUAUAAUCAACAACGUGACCCCUCCUACGUCAUCUAUAGGAAUUAAUAAACCAGUGACCAAUGGGAUAGGUAUGUCUUCGUCCACAGGACCUGCAAAACCCGCCCGGACCUACCGCUCAAACCUCACACGCAGCAAGAGUUUUAACGUUCACGCUGGAGAACCAGGCAACACAGAAUCAUCCUCGUUAUUUCUGGGGCCCAGGGGUCGAGAUGUGACCAGCGUCUAUAAGUCAAAUCCACAUCUGCAUCGUUUAGAUGAGUCUCCACCACCACUAAAGAGCCCUGGAAUCUUGGCCAGCAUAAAUCGCAGUCAGCGAGAUCUUUCUGAAUCCAUCGGUCAGGAUAAAGACGAUACCGAUCUUGACGGAAGUCGGGAAAGCCACAGGUUUUCUAAAAGUACAAGUAACUUGAUAAGUAAUGGGCACGUAAGUAAUAGCACCUCGACUCAAGAUACAAAAAAGAAGCUAUUCUUGAAGGGUUUGAUGGACAGAGCACCAGAACUGUAUAAAACUCUUCAUGGGGAUGAAGAUCCUGAUGUCAGACCAUUGUCUCCAAGUCCCGGAGGGCGACCAUAUAACAACACACCUUUUAGAAACGGAAUUUCAAACAAAGCAUCUUCAAACAGAAUCCUCGACUAUAGCAGUUCAUUCCGUUCUUCCAGUACAAAUGCUACUCCUGAAAAUGAUUCCAUUAGAGGAGUCCGAGCUUUGUCAUCGCCAUAUCGACCUCCUAUAAUCAAUGGCGUUGAUCGUGUCGUAUCUCCAAAACCUGGCUACACCAGCACCCUGACCCACACCCCGCCUUUCAAAGAAACUAACAGCGGUACGACGACGUCCAUAGUGAGAAGAGGCAGUAUCGGAAAUGACGAUUACUCGGAAACUGUUCGUAUCACGUCAAAAUCCGAUGACCCCAUAAGGCCCAGUGUUACAAACACUGUUCAGAGCUUCUCUAAGAAGACGAUCCCGACAAAACGAGGGCUGUCAACAGAGACGAUCGAGUCCAGCGAAACAAAAACCGUGACUAAGAGCCGGCUGCGGGGUGGAGAUUUAAGUCACAAUUCAAAUCCGUAUUCGAUGCGCAACGGUGGAGGAGGUGUGGUUAUAGAAGUGAAGGCGCCCAGAAAAUGAACCCGGCAGGCUGUUUCGCCCUAGGCCUAUUUCUCGUGGACAUUUAUUUGAAUAUAAACACGUCUAAACCUCCCCGUCAUAACCCAUAUUAAUUCCAAAUAUGUUUUGCGGUGAAUUGCCUAAGUAUUAGUAACAAAAGAAUGUUAGAAGUGUGUCUGCAUUUAUGUAAUCGGGGAUUCGGGCAGUUUUAUGCAAGUAAGUGUGGGAUUUAUGGUGCCUGAAAAUUUUCUCAUGACCUUCGCGUGUUUUGGCUGAAAUAUGACAAAUCUUCGUCUCGUGUUAGUGAUUUUCAGGCAACAAAUUAUUAUUCGUUAAAUCUCAGCUGUUGAAUUAUCUUGCAGGUGUUCAGAAGCAAAAGGCUUGCUUGCUGUUGAACAGAUAUAGUAAUUCGUUCUGCAAACUUCGGAAAUGGUUCUAAAUAACUGAUUGCGUAGCAAGGACGUAUGUAAGUAUAAUAUGACUCAGUAAUUGUCAUGAUGGAUGUAAAAUUCCCAUCGCCUCACGCAGUAGCCAGAAUCACUAAUUUUAACAAAGUUAUGUAUAUGCCAAACUCCAUCCUUUCUAGACCUUUCUAGUGGGCUGUCAUUAACUUCGCCAAUUGAAGAAAUAUCUUCAACAUUAGCAUAUUCACGUACUUUACCUAGAAAUAGUAAUUCAUCUGUGCCUAUUCCGUGAAUUUAGAUCAAUAAUUUAGUGAAUUCCUGACAAAGGAAGACCACAUUAGCCCUUAGCUUUAACGACAAGUUUGUGCCAAACAUAAGUGAAACAUGUCGAAAUGUGAGAAAGAUAAUAUAAAAUAUACGUAAGAAAAUACGAGUAUGUAGUAUGUAGGGUAUCGUGGCUUAUAAUUAAGAGGCAAAGCCUGGAAAAACUUCCCGUAAAGUAUCACCAGUACUUAAGCUUUCAAAGCGCUGAUAAUGAGACUAAAUUAUGGAAGAUGAUUUUUGAUUUCGUACUUCAGUUAAUUACAAAAUAUUCACACCAGUGCUACUAUUGUUGCGAGAGACAACUGUUUACCGUUUAGUGUCUUCUGGAUUUGUCAAAACGUCCGACGUUUCUGAGGACCCUAUUGAUUCGUAUCCAGUGAGCACCGGAGGUUCAGCCUCUGAGGUUAACGCUUCCGGAGCGUGAAGCUAGACAUUCACCUUUGUCAUGCGUAGAGUUUAAGAUCAUGUCCUGUUUUACCUCCACUACCAUGUAGGAUUUUAUGGAUGUGACGUGGAACAAAAGCUGUUACUUCUUCCCUGAAGAUGGCAGUUUUCUAUAUUACUACGUCACAGAAGACUUCACAUUGCACACAGUUUGCUGUGAAAGACUCAAAUAUUAUAGAAGUGUUCCAUUUUCUUUGCUGUGGCUGAAUAUGUGGCCCACAAAAUGAAAUGCAACAGCUGAAUCAACUUCAUUCAUCUGAAAUUCUGAUAAUAGAAUAGAUUAUGAUGAUGCAUGCUAUUUUUUCUUACGUAGUGUUUUAAAAGUCCGUGAUAUCAGGGUUACAACAACACAGUUGUCCGAAAAUUUCCCUGAGAAUUUUCGUACUUCUCACACUUCCUUUUCAGAAGAUAUGACUGCUAUAAAAUUCCAAAUGAAAUAAGUAGAAUAUGUGCCUUGCUUUACAGGCUUCCAUUUGUGGAUUUUUAACAAUUUACUAUAAGAGAAUAAAAUAAGAUUCUUAAACAUUUAUUAUAUUAAAAAAAACGCACCAUGCAAUACUUCGUGUCUGCACAAAAUGAGAAUUUUAGGACUCAAAAUAAAAUUUAUUUUAACUGAUACUAUCAUUAGCUGUGAGAAUUUAUUAGCUGAUUAAAUACUUCGUUUAUACCCUCGAAGGGAUGAUCCUGACCUCCAUAAAUGCUGCUCAGUAUAGAGACAAACCAACACAGAUAUUCUAGCAGUUUCCAAAAAGUUAUUAUUGUUUUUAAAAAAUAGUUAUAAGAAGUCUUUGUAAAACACUUCGCCAUAAUAAAAUAUAAGAACUUUGCAAGAUCAUGGUUGACAAUGUGAAAUUUAAGGUUAUGACAGCAAUGUGUAUGAAGAUGGCUGUUUUCUGGAAUGUUGCACCCUAUAGUCUGACCCUGAUGAUGGUGAUGGUAAUCUCCUCUGAAACAUCAGUAAAUAUCUACCAAACUACACAGUGCAACAUCCCAGAAGACAGCCAUCUUAAAUUAAUAUUAUUUUAAUCAGAAAAAUUUAAAUUUUAUAUAAAAGUGGUAACCAGUAUGAGAAGAAUGUUGUCGCAGAUGUAGCUUGAACUGAUCAAGACUCAGAUUUCAAUGCAUGUUCUUUUUCAUAUGCCACUUCUGUUUUUAUUUAAAAAAUAACCUACAAAUGAGGUUAAAAACUUCAUUUUUUUAACCCUACCAUACUGCAUGACAACUGUACAAUACUUGUUAGUCAUACUUUUCAUCAGAAUUCUGUAAUGUAUUACUGCCUUCCCUUUAAUUAAUUUAAGCUAUGUUUUAGUUACAUAUAAGUGCUACUAAUGAUUUAAAUAAAGUUUACGUAUACUGCUCCGUUAAGGCAUGCGCUAAUGUAGUAUGUUACUUAGAUUUACAUUUGAACCAAAUGCAAAUCUUAAUAAUAAUUAAUAGUAAAAGUGAAUUUUCAUUUCUUAAUACACUUAUUUUGGUAUGUUUUGUAAUCAAGUACAUGGUACUUUCAUGAAUAAAGAAUUUAACAAAAACA
This is a messenger RNA of Zootermopsis nevadensis, 6933 nucleotides long. The record is from RefSeq and is a predicted model, not a curated record. NCBI's taxonomy places the organism in Eukaryota, Metazoa, Arthropoda, Insecta, Blattodea, Termopsidae.